Molecule: messenger RNA, 1474 nt
Organism: Sinocyclocheilus grahami
Lineage: Eukaryota; Metazoa; Chordata; Actinopteri; Cypriniformes; Cyprinidae
Product: zona pellucida sperm-binding protein 4-like
Exons: 8
Coding region: 35-1474 (479 amino acids)
Biological process (GO): prevention of polyspermy; binding of sperm to zona pellucida
Cellular component (GO): egg coat
Molecular function (GO): acrosin binding; structural constituent of egg coat
Source: RefSeq, a predicted model, not a curated record
GCAUCAUCUCAAUAGUGCAAUUAGCUGUUGGAUAAUGGCUGGAAGUUGGUGGUUGGGGCAUUUAUUGGCACUGUGUGCUUUCUGUCAUGCACUUCCAAAGUUGAGUAAUCUGCCCCAGAACCCUCAAGCUCUGAUACUCCAGCAAACUGACCAGCAGUUUCAGCAGCCAUUUCAACAGACUAAUCAGCAGUUUCCUCAGAUGUUUCAGCAGCCAUUUCAGACUAAUCAGCAGUUUCCUCAGAAGUUUCAGCAGCCAGUUCAACAGACUAAUCAGCAGUUUCCUCAGAAGUUUCAGAAGCAAGUGUUGAAGGCAGAGCCUUUGGACAAAUGUGCUGUAGCUGAUUAUGAGCAGAUCCAAUGUGGACAACCUGGUAUCAGUGGUGCUGAAUGUGAAGCUAUCAACUGCUGCUUUAACGGACAGCAGUGUUACUAUGGGAAGGCAGUGACUGUCCAGUGUAUAAGAGAUGGUCAGUUUGUGGUAGUGGUGGCUAGAGAUGUUACGCUGCCUCGACUGAGUCUGGAUUCAGUCCAUCUACUGGGUGGAAAUGACCCACCUUGCAGUCCUGUGGGGUCCACACCUUCCUUUGCUGUAUACCAGUUCCCUGUGACCGCAUGUGGUACAAAAAUGAUUGAAGACAAUGGUUAUGUGGUGUAUGAGAACCGAAUGACCUCCUCGUAUGAAGUUGGGAUGGGACUGUUUGGUUCCAUCACAAGGGACAGCCAUUUUGAGCUUCUCUUCCAGUGUAGGUACUCUGGCACUUCUGUGGAAGCUCUGGUUGUGGAGGUAAACACCGUUCCUCCACCUCCACCAGUAGCUGCCCCUGGACCCCUCAGGGUGGAGCUGAGACUAGCCAAUGGCCAGUGUGUCACCAAAGGGUGUGCAGAAGGGGAUGAGGCCUUCACGUCCUACUACAGUGACGAUGAUUAUCCCAUCACAAAAGUCCUGCGUGAGCCUGUGUAUGUUGAGGUGCACAUUAUGGAGAGGACAGACCCCAACAUUGUCCUGAUGCUGGGACGCUGCUGGGCAACUUCAACCCCCAGUCCACUUGGUCUACCUCAGUGGGACCUUCUGGAUGAUGGAUGCCCUUACCAGGAUGACCGUUACCUGACCACAUUGGUUCCAGUGACUGGAUCAUCAGGUCUUCACUUCCCAACCCACUACAAGCGCUUUAUUGUGAAGAUAUUCACGUUUGUGGAUCCAGCAUCACUGGCUCCUCUGCAGGAAAUGACGACACGCAUCUUCCCACAUUGCUCAAAAAGGAGAUCAGAGAAGAGAAGUGAGCAGAGGAUAGAGGAGAAGACCAGAGGAAAUGAACAAAAGGAGAUCAGAGCAGAGAAGAGAAGAAAGGAGAGCAGAAGAAAUAAGAGAUCAGAGAAGAGAAGUGAGCAGAGGAUAGAGGAGAAGACCAGAGGAAAUGAACAAAAGGAGAUCAGAGCAGAGAAGAGAAGAAAGGAGAGCAGAAGAAAUAAGUAA